This is a messenger RNA of Paralichthys olivaceus (Japanese flounder), 1457 nucleotides long. RefSeq names its product prostaglandin D2 receptor 2. Gene Ontology annotation, biological process: complement receptor mediated signaling pathway; inflammatory response; phospholipase C-activating G protein-coupled receptor signaling pathway. Gene Ontology annotation, molecular function: complement receptor activity; G protein-coupled receptor activity. Lineage: Eukaryota; Metazoa; Chordata; Actinopteri; Pleuronectiformes; Paralichthyidae. The record is from RefSeq and is a predicted model, not a curated record. Gene Ontology annotation, cellular component: plasma membrane.
CACUUUUCUUCCUCCUCUGAGCGCCAGCACAUCUAGAGCACAGAUGUCAAACACCAGCAGAGAGCUCUUCUGCCCCCUGCUGCAGGACAUGCGGGAGCAUAGCAAUAACAACAACAGUCAGGCCAAUAUGGUGGUGAUUUGCAUCCACAGUCUGUUCUCCUGCUUGGGGAUUCUUGAAAACGCUCUGAUCCUCUGGGUGGUUGGCUUCCGCCUUCAGCACCGCACCGUCGCCUCCAUCUGGGUGCUCAACCUGGCCCUGUCUGACUUCCUAGCCACCCUGACACUCCCCCUCUUCACAUCUUACCUUUACCACUCCCACAGCUGGGAGCUUGGCAAGGUGCUCUGCAAGACACAGGCUUCCAUCUUCUUCAUAAACAUGUUUGUGUCAGCCUUCCUGCUGGCCGCAAUUUCACUAGACCGCUUGCUUCUUGUAGUUAAGCCAGUGUGGAGCCAGAAUCAUCGGUCAGUGGCAGGAGCAUGGAAGGUGUGUGGAUUAGGUUGGCUAUGGGCUGCACUGAAUACAAUACCUUACACCGUGUUUCGCUCGGUAACUGAGAAACCGAGGGGAGGAAAUUUGUGCUAUCAUAAUUUUGCUUUGAUUUUAUCCUCCCAAGCAACACUGAAGAGAGACUGUGAAGUUAGACAGGCAGCAACAGCCAUCUCCAAGUUGCUGCUAGCAUUCUUUUUUCCCUUGGUGGUGAUUGCAGGGAGUUACAUCCAAAUAGGUCUCAAGCUGAGAAGCAGGAGCAGAAGGAGGAAGCAGAGCACCACCAGACAAACAGAUCUACUGAUCAUGUCAAACAAAGACCGAGCAUCAGGAGCUACAAACACAAAAACUAACUUCCUUAAGUCUCUGUCCUCGAGUCCAACUUUAGCUUCGACGCCAACUACCAUCUCUAAUCAGACCAAUCUGGGCCAGAUGUCCCAGAGCUUCAUCAGAAUGGUGACAUUUGUGAUCACUGCAUUUGCACUGUGCUGGGCUCCCUAUCACAUCUUCUGCAUCAUCGAGCUAACGGCACAUUACUGGAAGAGCAAUCGCAAACUGGUGGAGGUGGGGCUUCCCCUCGCUACAACCAUCGCAUUCUUAAAUCCAGUGUUGAACCCCAUUCUGUACGCCUUCAGCUGUCCACACUUCUGCGUAAGAAUACGACAGAGUCUAGGAGCAGUGUUUGACGGACUGGUAGAAGAGGACAGAGGGUUCCUAAUCACUCAAGGAAAGACCAUAAAAGCUCAUAUAAGGCAGAAAAGCAGUCAAGAUGUGAGCCCUGUGACACCAGGGUCAUUGAAGAGGUCAUUAUCACCCUGUCAAUCACCUGUUAUCGGACAUGCACUCCCUCUGCCUUUGGCCUCUGAAAACCUUGAAGAUCCUCACAUGGACAAAACAGGACAAGAAUCAAAAAUUGAGAUGUAGCAAAGCUGAGGUCCCACUUGGUUUUAGGGUUACAUUUGAAUUAAUG